This is a messenger RNA of Trichomonas vaginalis G3, 825 nucleotides long. RefSeq names its product KilA, N-terminal/APSES-type HTH, DNA-binding family. The coding region runs from base 1 to 825 and encodes 274 amino acids. Lineage: Eukaryota; Parabasalia; Trichomonadida; Trichomonadidae. The transcript has a single exon. The record is from RefSeq and is a predicted model, not a curated record.
AUGUCAACAUCAGAGAACACAACAACUGCUAUCGUUCAUGAAGCCAUAAAUGAAGAAUAUGAGUGGGUUCAGUUUAACAAACAGUUACGUCUCAUUCGUUCGGUCAAAGAUGACAUGUACCAAAUGCAAAGUAUUUUGACAGCAUGUUUUGCUCCAGAUACUAAACACGCAGACGACUGGUUCAAAAACCAAAGCACACAAGAACUUUUGAGUGAAAUUUCUCUAGACCGAGAAUUCUCGGCCUUGCAUAAAACACAUGAAAAUCGUAAAAAUUUGCCAAUAAAUUUAAGAGGAUAUUAUGUUCAUAGACUUCUCGUAAAUAAUGUGGCACAAUGGGCUUCAGCUCGCUAUUCAUGGUAUGUUUGUAAACUUCUUGACGAAAUUCAUAGACAAGAACGUGAAGAGAUGGAAAAGAAACUUCAUGCAAAAGAUGAAGUCAUUGAAGCAAAAGACAAAAGCCUUCAGAAAAGAAUACCACGUUCGGUACCAAAAGGAAAGGAAAAGAACUAUAAGUAUAUGAUUUAUACUGAAGAGAUGGAAAAUGAAGAAGACAGAGAUAUGGUUAUGUUGCAUUUAGUCAGAAGAAACAACAAAAGCUUUUACGACCUUGCUAAGAUUUACAAAUCUGACAGAAAUUGGUUCUAUCGCGAAAACUUACCGAUUUCAAUGACACCAAAUGAAGAUGUGAAACAAAUAGUUCAAGAUACGUUACCUCAAACACACUAUGAUAUUAAAGGUUGUACAAUUUUUACCUUCAAAGAAGAUUUGCCAUUGUUAAAGGAAAAAAUAACAGAGUAUUUUGACAACUUCAAACAAGUAGGGUAA